Molecule: messenger RNA, 3420 nt
Organism: Kwoniella botswanensis
Lineage: Eukaryota; Fungi; Basidiomycota; Tremellomycetes; Tremellales; Cryptococcaceae
Exons: 6
Coding region: 1-3420 (1139 amino acids)
Biological process (GO): intracellular iron ion homeostasis; iron ion transport; copper ion import
Cellular component (GO): plasma membrane
Molecular function (GO): ferric-chelate reductase activity
Source: RefSeq, a predicted model, not a curated record
AUGGGGCUUCCUCAACCUGUUGGAUACCUUUACUGGUAUACUACAUCUAUCAUCCUCGGCAUCCUUACCAUCAUCAACUUCUCUACCAAAUUCUAUUCACACUUAACCCGUCCGAAACUACACCCAUCCCCAGCAUCUUCUUCCGAUACUCUCGUCACCACCACAACGGCCAAUGGUCAGGCGCUGCCUGCUCCUUUAGCCAUUGAGCACUCGAGCGAGGAUGAGAAACCCCAGAUUGAAAAAGCGAGGUUGGGCAGACUUAAUAGGGCGGUCAGAGCUUUAGGUGUAGUAGUUGAGAAAUACUUUUAUUUAUCGGGUAUAACUCUACCUGCUAGGCGGUUCACCCUUUUUGGUAAAGUUAGGAAGAUACAUAAGAAAGUGUAUGCGACUCCGGAGUUGUUCUGGACAUGGGGUUAUACCUUAGGCUUCUUGAUCCUCUCGUUCUAUGGUACCGGAUGGGAUACACUUACUUGGUCGAAUCAAGCUGCUUGGCUGGCUGUAGCUCAGGUUCCCAUGAUUAUCGCUUUGGCAGGAAAGAAUAAUUUGAUCUCAUUCCUUACGGGCAUAUCUUAUGACCGACUGAAUUAUAUCCACCGAGCAUCCGCCAAACUGUGUUUGUUGGGAGUAUGGAUCCAUGCAGGUGGACAUUGGAAAUUGACUCAUGGAUGGAGUCAGGAAACCUGGCACAAAACCAUCUCUCACUGGGGAUUUACCGGUACCUUUGCGAUCACUUUACUUUCUGUACUAUCCUUACCAUGGUUCAGAAGGAGGAUGUUCGAAUUUUUCCUCGUCAUGCAUAUCGCAUUGGUAGCUCUGAUGUUGGCUGCUUUUGUCAUGCACUGGAGGGCAAUGGACGUUUGGAUCUAUCCUGGCGCAGGUCUUUGGGCAGCUGACAGACUCGUUCGAGUACUACGUUUGGUCGUUCUCAACAAACUGUGGAUCCGACCUUCACUAUCUGCAAAAGAUAUACCUUCCAAAGCCACCAUAUCGUUAUUGACUCCCUCGACGUUAUUACUGAGAUUCACCAGUCCCUCCGAACAUCUCAAUUGGUCGGCAGGACAUCAUUUCUACGUUGUCAUGCCUGGCAUGUCAAGGUUCCCUUGGGAAGCACACCCUUUCACAGCAUCUACUAUUCCCUCUCAGCCUGGUCAAGGGACCGAAUCAGGCGAAUUGGCGUUUAUCAUCAGAGUGAGAGACGGUUUUACCAAAAGGAUGAAAGAUAAGAUCGACGAAGUGAGAAAGGAUCAGGGUCUGGCGGUAGACGAUAAAUUGGAUGUGGAAGUGUCAGCAGCAGUAGAGGGACCUUAUGGGGAGAAGUCGGAUCUGAGAGGGUAUGAAGGUGUCUUGAUGUUUUCUGGUGGCUCUGGUAUAUCAUUCGCGGUAUCCAACUUACUCCAGAUUUUACGUGAGAUCAGACAAGGUACCAGUCGAGUCAAGUUCAUCUCGAUCGUUUGGAUGGUCAAAUCUCGAUUACACCUUGAAUGGAUCGCCCCUCUACUCAAAGAUCACGUCAAUGACUUACCCCCUGAUUUAUCUAUCAAUAUCCAUGUUCACGUUACCAGACACUUAUUGCCUAAAUUAUCAUUAACGCAUAACACUCUACCUGAUAUGGCUCCUGGGGAUUUGGAAGCAUACUUGCAACAACGGGCCACGCAACCUAAGAGGCGAAGAAGUCGUUUCAUGUCUACGUUCUCUUGGGCUUCUUGGACCGGUGCCUCUGUCUUCCGAGCGGGCGGCACACAAGCUGGAACAAGAAGGGGAUCUCUGAUGCCUUCUGAAUCUGGAAAAUCCGAGGGUGGAGAAUCAGCAGGCUCAGACGGUUCCAGUUCGAGGAAAUCAAGAGCUCAAAGAUUAUUCGGUUCGUUCGCUUCUUCUCAUUUAGGCGGUACCUCACAUAAGAAUAAUAAGAUCAACAAUAGGAGAAGUAGUCAUGCGGUUAGCGGAAGUGAGAGUGAAAGUGAGGAUCCGAGGAAGAUGGCUCCCAGAUCGAAAGAAAGGAGAAGACCAAGUAUACCAGCUUUCAAUUGGACAGAAGGGUAUGCGGACAAUACUGUGUUCGGUGCUGGGGCCAACGGAGGUAGUAUAAGUGAAGAAGCGGGCAGGAAAGGGUCUCUAAUACCUUUUACUGUACCAGAAAAUCAGGAAUUGGAAAUCGUCUUGAAGGAGCCUACACCAGUCGAGGGUGUGAGACCAACAGCCGUUAUGGCUGAACCAUUACCUGUUACUCCUGUUGAGCCUAUCAGACGUGAACCACUGGUAAUCAACACGACGAGGGAUAUCGGACCCGAUGAAGUUGAUCCAUUCGAUUAUCGACCUCCUUCACCUACUACCCCACCUGCAGCUGUGUUACCUCAUCGAGAUUCAAGAGGAUCGAUACCAUGGAUGCGGGAAUCAUUCUCAUCCGUGCACAUACCUCACAACACUCCACCACGUACUAGACAGAUAUCAAUCUCGGAAGAUCUACCUCUACCACGUCAGAAACGAAUUUCUAUUUCCGAAGAAUCACCUGUCAAUCGAACGGGUUCGCCUCAAACAGUCACUGUCCCCAUAUCUCAAUCUAGAUCAGGCUCUCUUUCUAAUUCUUUACCUGGUACACCCACGACUUCUGCAUUUAACACUGAACCAACGCGGAAGAGGUCCAUACCUUUGUUGUAUGGAUUAGCGAACCGACGUGAAUCUGGACGACGAGAUUCCCUGCCUCUUCAAGCAGCAGCAUCGAUUGGUCCCCAAUCUUCACCUCGACCUUCCAUCCUCAUGCCUGCCCCAGUAGUGGCCAAACCCGUCCGACCACCAAUUUUAGAAACAGUCCAGUCCUCAGGUCUACUAUCUGCACCUGAAAUGUCUAGGUCAUCGUCCACCACAUCAGGCGCAUCAAUGGCAUCAUUCACCACUCCCGGUCCACCUUCCCCCGUGCAAAUGAAUAAUCCAGAAAACAUCUCAAGACCUGAAACUCCCUCAAAGGAAUUCCAACAAUUAGCUCAGAUAUCAGGAACGUCACCUACCGAUUUGAGGAAAUCCAUCUCUGCUAUUGGAGCUAUCCAGGAUCCUAAGGAACGACGGGCGAGUGCAGCAGAAUUCAUGGGACCUGCUGAGCUUGAGCUGCGUAAGAGGUCUGCGGAAGGUUUAGAAGGUUUGGUAAGAUGGCAUGAGGGAAGAGCGAAUAUCAAGGAAUCUAUCGAGGAUAUUAUCAACUCCGUAGCGGCUCAUACUCAAUUGUCAUCAGAUGAAAGACACGGCAUGGAAAAUGAGAAACCUGGGUCGGGACCUGCUAGAAGAGGUGGAAGAGUGAAAGUAUCGUGUUGCGGACCGAUAUCACUCUUGGAUGCUGUAAGGGAUGGAGUGAAAGAUGAGAUGAAUAGCGAGGAAGUUUGGAAAGGUGGGGUGGUAGUGGAUUUCCACGCGGAGACUUUUGGUUGGUGA